UUCAGUGCGGGUUUAGUUUAUUUAAUGUACCGCUGCUUCGAGGAGGUUUGCAUUUUCAAACCAAAUUCUUCUAGACCAGCGAAUUCGGAACGUUACCUAAUAUGCAAAUACAAACGGCCUGGCACGGAAGCUGUUGUACGACAUCUUGUACAAGUAAAUGAAAUACUUCUUAAAGGCGAUGCAAAUGAUGACGUUGUGCAGCUAGUGUCAAUGGAUGAGUUGGAAAGGGAGCAACAAUUCCUACAAUAUUUACGUGAGUCCAACGAGGUUUUAGGAAGGAAACAAGUAAUAGGAUUGUGUAAAAUCGCCGCUUUCUAUGAGGAUAGUACUCUUGUUGAAGUGAAACAGGCCGAAAUGCGCACGGAAUGUUUAAAAUAUUGGGACAUACCUGAUGAAAGCAGAACAGUGCCCAGGAAAAUGAAGCCUAAGGAGAAAUUGAAUCAACUUCUUAAAAGUACUACUUUCCUUUGUAGUACUGCGAAGAAAUUAACCAAGGAUAAUAUUGAGAGCACAAUAUUAACGCCAUAUGAUUGGUUUUGCAUGCCAUGUGGUACUGGCCCUACUUACGACGACAAGAACGCUACAUUUUAUAUGGGCUUGGGCCGAAGGAACGUCUAUCGAUACGUUAAAAAUAAUUGGGAACUG
Messenger RNA from Ceratina calcarata, 645 nucleotides. Its product is annotated as cap-specific mRNA (nucleoside-2'-O-)-methyltransferase 1-like. Gene Ontology annotation, biological process: methylation; 7-methylguanosine mRNA capping. NCBI's taxonomy places the organism in Eukaryota, Metazoa, Arthropoda, Insecta, Hymenoptera, Apidae. The transcript has a single exon. Gene Ontology annotation, molecular function: methyltransferase cap1 activity. Gene Ontology annotation, cellular component: nucleus; cytoplasm. The annotation marks the transcript as partial. The record is from RefSeq and is a predicted model, not a curated record.